AUGGCGCAAUCUACGGCUCCUCCGUCACCGUCUCUUAUCAGACAAUUCGCGAAUUUCACACGCUCUGGAGCAGGUCUUGAAAAAACACUCCGUUUUGUACAGUCUUUGGCGCAGAUUGUGGUCGAGGUCGCUGUAGAGAGUGCAACAGUUUCGAGAUGGUCAAUUGCUAAGUCUCAGUUGGCGUUGACUCGGAGAUAUUUCCGAUUUUUCAGCUUCAUCGACUGUUUCCUGAAUGUCUUUACGCUUCUCGGUGGGAAGGGAUCGGGAAAUGCAAUUCUGACUUUGCUCGAACUGGGGAAGUGGAGUUGUUUGGGGAUGUAUAUUUUCUUGGAGGAUGUGACUAUUCUCCAUGCAAUGAACAUCUGGACCGUCCCCUGGAACGGCCCUGUCCUGGUCGAAGCAUACAAACUCUGGUUUUACGCCAUUUCCUUUUCACUAAUGGGAUCCAUCUGGGCUCUUCUAUUCAGUUCGAGUAAAUCCCGAAACAGCAAAUCCAGACAAUCGAAAAAGUCGAAAUUGUCUGAGAAGUCAUCGCCUUCUAAGGCUGCCUCGUCGACCGCUCCCCUGAUGAGACGGAUUGUCGUCGAUGGAUGUGAUUUGCUGAUUCCUGGGGUGUUCUUGGGAUGGAUUGAUGUGAGUAAUGUGGUGAUUGGGAUGACGAUGGUGGUGAGUACAUUGGUUUCCUCGAGAGAUAUUUGGAUCAAGGCUCAAAUGCAGUGA
Messenger RNA from Aspergillus wentii DTO 134E9, 720 nucleotides. Its product is annotated as PEX11 domain protein. The transcript is spliced from 3 exons. Bases 1 to 720 code for a protein of 239 amino acids. Gene Ontology annotation, biological process: peroxisome fission; regulation of peroxisome size. NCBI's taxonomy places the organism in Eukaryota, Fungi, Ascomycota, Eurotiomycetes, Eurotiales, Aspergillaceae. Gene Ontology annotation, cellular component: peroxisomal membrane. The record is from RefSeq and is a predicted model, not a curated record.